This is a messenger RNA of Acanthaster planci (crown-of-thorns starfish), 2548 nucleotides long. Its product is annotated as protein RER1-like. Gene Ontology annotation, cellular component: Golgi membrane. The record is from RefSeq and is a predicted model, not a curated record. Gene Ontology annotation, biological process: retrograde vesicle-mediated transport, Golgi to endoplasmic reticulum; protein retention in ER lumen. Lineage: Eukaryota; Metazoa; Echinodermata; Asteroidea; Valvatida; Acanthasteridae.
CGAGGUCACGACGUGGAACUGACGGACUGUGUGAUAACCUUGGGUGCGAUAAACCACUACAACCCCGAUAAAUCCAGAUUUUGCCGGGUCAUUUUCAUUUACUUCAAAUCAUUCGGACAUAGGACUGAAGUAAAUCGGAGGAUUUCUUGUGUUUUGGUGUUGUCACAUCAUCAUUCUUCAUGGAUGGGACACCAAACAAUGUGCCUGGCAACUCGGUCAGCAGUCAGCCAGGGUUUUUGGUCAGACUUUACAGAGGUAUUGGCAUGAUUCUGUUUAAUAUUCCAUUGCAGAGAUAUCAAAUAAUACUGGACAAGUCAGUGCCUCAUCCCGUGGCCCGAUGGUCACUGACGGUCAUCCUGUGUCUUCUCUACGUCCUGAGAGUGAUGCUUCUGCAGGGCUGGUAUAUAGUCACCUAUGCGCUCGGCAUUUACCAUCUCAACCUCUUCAUUGCUUUCCUAUCACCCAAAAUUGAUCCAGCACUGACAGACGACUCAGAGGAUGGCCCUGAGUUACCAACAAAAUCCAAUGAAGAGUUCAGACCGUUCAUCAGAAGAUUACCUGAGUUUAAAUUUUGGUUGUCUGCUACCAAAGCUGUCCUGGUUGCUACCUUUUGUACAUUCUUUGAAGUCUUUGAUGUUCCCGUCUUCUGGCCCAUCUUGGUCAUGUAUUUCAUCAUUCUCUUCUGUCUAACAAUGAAGCGACAAAUUAAGCAUAUGGUCAAGUAUAAGUAUCUUCCAUGGACCCGAGGCAAAGCCAAGUAUCGUGGCAAGGAAGAUUCAGGAGAUGUCAUUCGCUAAGAGUUUCAGCAACACCCAUCCAUACUUUAGAGCUCACUAGAGAUGUUUUUAUAGGGGUUAAUAGUAGAAUGGUAAAAAUCCUGGGCGGCAAAAUAAAGCAUUUGUGAUUGGUCAUUAAAAAUACUGGACAUCUCGGCAACAUUCCAUGACCACACUUCAUUUAGACACUGUAUGAUUGGAAUAUAUGUGCACUUGUAUUGUCAAAUUGUGAAACUGUUCAUGGGAUGUUUAGAAAUUAGAAGUUGGAAACUGUUGGCAAUCAACUGUGACCAGAGGGGGUUGCAAUUCUGGUCUUUUCUGGCCAAAGUGGUCACUGAAAUGUUAGUCUCAAAGACAGGUCCUCCAAGAUCAUUGAUUCUUUCCUUAGAUUUACUCUCUGUCUUGAUAUUGUCCCUGCCAACCAACCAUGUUGGAUUUUGUUGCUGAGAUUUUCUUGAUAGAAGUCUGGCACUCAUUAAAUGCAUUUCUGUUUUUUGUCCAGAAACACUUCUUGUGACUGCAAAGUCGCAAAGUUUAAUUUUGUCACAUUUCAUGACUUUUGAUCAGUCCUCUCGCAAAGCUGCAACAACUUAUUUAUUCCCGGAACCUAUCUUCAAUUCAGUUGUGUUGUAUUAUCCUUUUAUAAUUAUUACUGUAAAUACUUGUAAAAAAAACGGAGCACAAUACAUUGAAAUUUGUCUUCAAGAUUUCUUCUCAUAAAUGUAUAUUCUCUGAAAAUACAUAUACGUAUGUGAGAGUUUCAGUGAAUCAUACUUCUCAUCAGAAUCGUGUUGUUUCUUUGCAAAUGCUUGAAAUUUUCUCAAGAAUGCUUACAGUAUACAUGUUUCAGAGGUAAGGAGGAAAGGGAAAUUUAAUUUGGGUUUAUUUUGAGGGAGAGAAAAUGCUCUUUUUCUGUGCUAAUUCACAAACUUUUUCAACGUAAUUCUUUUCUCAGAUGUACUUCUGUAUCAGCUUGAACUUCAAAUUAGGAAUAUCACCCAUGUGGUUCAGCACACAUUGUUUUGGUGUUUUCUGCAUACAUGUGUGUAGAGAGGUAUUCUUUUUAUAAGGGGUAAGGGUCGAUGAGUUGAGCUUCUUUUAUGAUCGGCACUGACAUAUUUUACUGAUGUAAAUCUUUGUGAACACACAAAGCUGAAUUUACCUGUGAAAUAACCGUAGGUUAAAGAUCUUUAAAGUAUGUAGUGCCAUGUGAAUGGCCCACCCCCAAAAGGGGAAUGUUCAGUUUUUCUAAGCCUUGGGGUUUAGGUAAAAGCUUUCAAAGAUUAGUUUGCAUUCGGUAUAAGUACCAUUGUAUCCCGUUGUUAAAUCAAAGACCGAUGCUGUGCAUUUAGUGCAUGGUGACAGACCGGCAGUUUUGUGUAAACAUCGUUUUUUUCUAAGUAAUAUCUUGUUCUGAAGACCUGGGUAUUUUGUUGCCAUCUACCUAACAGAAAAAAACUUGUGCUGAAAGAUUUGUUGACACCUGUUAUUGACAUUUUGAAUGCAAGCUGUCAGAUUAUUUAUGCAAAUUGAUCUCCUUCAUUCAGUGUGGUUGUGGAAUGAAAAACUGUUGGUAUAUUUUGCGCUGAGGGGGGCACUUAAAAAGUUUGUAUAUGUGAAUAGAACUUGAAAAUAUGUAUGUAGAAACUCGAGACCUGACGAAUUUGAUUAAAACUGAUGAAACAGUGUGUUGCAUUUCUUUAACUUUCUUGUGUAGUACUCUGAAUAAUUACAAAAGUAUUGGUUUUUCAAUAAACACUGUUACAUAUGUA